UUGGUUCUUUUUGUGUCAGCUAAUUCAAGUGACAGAGAUCUUGAAAACCAAGCUAUUUUUAAGAAAGAUAAUUUAUAUUCUGUCAGAGACAAAAUUGUGUCUGGGUUUUAUAGUAGUAAUAAAAAGGUGAAGAUUUCUCAAGUUAUGCCUAAUGAAGUUAAAGAUUAUGUUAUUGUUAAUGUUCUUAUAAGUGAUUAUUAUAAAAUUCAUUCUCAAGAGUUGUUAAUUUUUGUAGUUGGUCAGACAGAGAUUAUUUCUAAUGAAUUUUAUGUAUAUGCUAAAGAUGUUAAUUGUGUUGAUGUUGAUUUUAUUUUUAAGGAAAAUAGUCUAAAAGUAGUUAUUCUCAAAAUUUUUCAUCCUGAGGGUUUAGUUAAUACUGAGUAUAUAGAGUAUGGAACUCAUGAUUUUGAAAAUAAUGAAGUAAGUGAUUUUUAUGAGAAAGAGUCUGGUGAAUUGGCGAAGAAAAAG
This is a messenger RNA of Racocetra persica, 468 nucleotides long. Lineage: Eukaryota; Fungi; Glomeromycota; Glomeromycetes; Diversisporales; Gigasporaceae. The record is from the annotation of a GenBank genome assembly.